GAGCAUCAUGUAUGAGCUGCCACUAUUCCAAUAAUAUUAACAGUAGCGUUAAGCGAAUCUUCCCUAGAGUCUGGGCGACGGAGGUGCACGGAAUGGACAAAAACAGACAACAGCCCAGCUCCGCUUCCGCCUCCAGCGUCGCAGAUGACCAUCCAUCAAUUUCCAAAGACAUCAAUGCAGAAGCUCUUGCAAUGCUUGACAAGUUCUUCAAAUUCUCUACCCCCAUCCCACCUAAUCUUAGCCAUCCUGAUGCUUAUUCUGACCUCUUCCGCAGCUGCCUCAAGGUCCAAUCCAUUGAACGGGGCAAAAUCUCCUGCCUUCUCACUGUCAAACUCCCAAUUUUGAAUAUUUAUGGUGGAAUGCACGGCGGAGCAGUUGCAUGUGUGGCAGAAUUGGUGUCGCAUGCUUGUGCUAGAACUGUAGUAGGAAAGGAUAAGGAGAUCUUUCUUGGAGAAUUGAGCACAUCUUAUCUCUCCGCUGCUCCUAAUAAGGCUAAUGUGAUUGUUGAUGGAUCUGUGGUAAGGAGCGGAAGAAACCUGACAGUGGUUGCAGUUGAGUUCAAAAUUGAGGAGUCAGGCAAAUUGGUUUACACUUCUCGUGCAACCAUAUACCACCUGCCUACUGCAAGAUUGUGAAUCAUAUUUGUUCAGCAAAUUACAAAUAAGCAUCUUACAUGAAUUUUUCUUGUAGUUGUUGCCUGGCAUACUGUUCAAAAUUCUACCAUCCGUAACUAUUGAAGAUAGAUUUAAUUUGUUGGAAGCAUGUGGAUAAAAAGCAAGUCUUUGUAUUCUAGCUUUUAUUUUGCUCUUUUGACUUUAGAACAUUGCAGAAACUAAUACUUGCAAUUGUAUUAUGGGAUUCUCCUGCUUAUGUGCCAGACUAAAAGAUUUUCUCAUCAUAC
Molecule: messenger RNA, 901 nt
Organism: Coffea eugenioides
Lineage: Eukaryota; Viridiplantae; Streptophyta; Magnoliopsida; Gentianales; Rubiaceae
Exons: 3
Coding region: 12-635 (207 amino acids)
Molecular function (GO): fatty acyl-CoA hydrolase activity
Source: RefSeq, a predicted model, not a curated record